ACAAGGAGUUGAGCACCUGCUGUAUCCAGCAUUAGACUCCAGGUACAGCAGGUCUAAAGUUUUAUUGCAGAGGACCAUCAUCAUGACCCCAGCGUUCUUCUUUCUCCUCUUCCUCUCCAUGGCAGCGGCUUCUCUGGGCGCACUUAAUGACACUGGAAAUCCAAUUAAAGAGUCUAAAGAUGUCUCUAAAAUCAUUGCAAGAGCCAACGUGAACACAAACCCGUCCUUGAUACAUGGUGACAUUAUGCCAACUAGGAGCAGGAAUGCAGUCCCAUGCACAGCUGCAGGAUGCACAUGGCCCAAGACAGGAGCCAAUGUCUUCGUGCCUGUCAGCUUCUCCCCUGCCUACAGCCCUGCAGAUCGCGACAUCAUCAAUAAAACCCUGAUGACCUUCCACAAAUCCACCUGCAUUCGCUUUGUCCAGAAGGCUGCUUCACACUCUGAUUACCUCUACUUCUUCUCAGGAAAUGGGUGUUGGUCCUACCUGGGCCGUCAGGGUGGAAAUCAAUCUGUCUCCCUACGGAAAAACGGCUGUUUGUACCAGUCCACGGUGCAGCACGAGGUUCUCCACGCUCUGGGCUUCCACCACGAGCAGGUCCGAUCUGACAGAGACCAAUACAUUCAGAUCCUCCCCCAGAACAUUGAACCAGGACAAGAACCCAACUUUGAAAAGGUGAAAACUAACAACCUGAGGACUCCCUAUGACUUCAACUCUGUCAUGCAUUACGACAAAUAUGCCUUCUCAAAAAAUGGGCAACCAACCAUUGUUGCCAAGUCCAAUCCUAACCUCAAUUUUGGAACUGCCAGACAAAUGAGCGCCAAUGACAUCGCCCGUGUCAACAGGCUAUAUGGAUGCUAACUCAGUGGCAUGAAGGAGUGGGCCUCCGGAGACCUCAGAGAUCCAAAUUUGUCCUCUUGCAAGGUUGUAACCUCUGUCCUCUAGCAUGUGGAUAAAUAAAUAAAUAGUUGAUCUGACUUUCUUAGAAGCCUGGAUCAAAACAAUAAUGAUAAUAAUAAUUAAACUAUUUGUUUUUACCUUAAAAAGUUGCUUAAUAUUCAUUAUAGAAGACAGACUGCAGAGCCACCUGCUGGAUGAAGAUGGUAUCACACCUCCAACCUUAUAGCCCUCUAGUAACUAUUUCUCAUUAAUUUUUAAGUAACUGUAAUAGGAUUAUUUACAGCUGCUCAUCUCUGUAUUGCUUUGGUGUUGGUUGAGUCAUUCCUUCUUCUUGUCAUCUGAAAUAAAUAAAAAUGGGUGCACAUUGCCCAAAAUGUCA
This is a messenger RNA of Melanotaenia boesemani (Boeseman's rainbowfish), 1277 nucleotides long. RefSeq names its product high choriolytic enzyme 1-like. Lineage: Eukaryota; Metazoa; Chordata; Actinopteri; Atheriniformes; Melanotaeniidae. The coding region runs from base 83 to 859 and encodes 258 amino acids. The record is from RefSeq and is a predicted model, not a curated record. Gene Ontology annotation, molecular function: zinc ion binding; metalloendopeptidase activity. Gene Ontology annotation, biological process: proteolysis. The transcript has 10 exons.